CUGCCGUUUCGUUCUCCACUCUCACAGGGGUCAAAAAAAAAAAAAAAACCUCUGUCCUCCCUCCGCUGCUCCGCGGGCACCGCUCCCGGUCUCCAGCGAAAACCGCUGCUCCCGCUCGGACCCGCGCCUAGAAGCUUCUGGAUCCGUCACUGGCGCCGAUGGAGAGGCUCGACUCCAAGUUCCACGAGAAGUACACUGCUCUCAAGAAGCGGAAGCUACUGGACGAGGGUCUGGAGCAGGAGCGGGAGGCGCAGUUCAAGGAGCUUUACGAUGCCCUGAAAAAUUGGAAUAGCGAACUCAAGAAAGACAAUGCGGAGCUCAACGAGAUGCUGGUGGACAAGGUGGAUGAGCUCCAGAAGGCCCGUCAGGAAUUCCUUAAAGAUAUCCGUACAAGGGACAGUGAAAUUCUGAGACUGAAGCAGCUCUUAGAUGAGAAGGCUGAAAAGAGCAAUUCUAAAUCUACUGGGCUUGUUGUCAGAACACCUGAAUCUAUCCUAGAAAAUUCAAUUCCAAUGUCACCUAAAAGAAAGACACCACUUUCCCACGGCAAGGUAAAGAGGGUACAGUUGAGUGAAAAUGCUCAUCACAGUAGCCCUGCAGAGGAACCUCAAGAGCUAGAAUGCUCUAGAAGACAUGCAUGCAUCUCAGGGAAUGGGACAAAUGAAAUGCCGAGUGCUCAUAUGCUUUGUUCGCUGCUUCAAUCUUUGGUUCGCAUGAAGAUCUCAGUAAAUGAUGAAACAGAAAUAUUUUCGAUUUCAGUCUCUCAUGAAGCUAGUGGUUACAGUUUCACCCUCACUUGGUUAGAAGAAUCUGAUGAAUGGUCCUAUAAGCUCUCCUCGCUGGGCACCCUAGACAGGAUAGCCACUGAUUGGAUGAGGCAAGACAUAAGAUUCAGCAUGAAAAUGUGCCGCAUGUUCUUUGAGCGGAUAUCAAGUGUCAUAACAAAAGGAUGACGGCAUGCCCUGCCUAACCAACUUGUAAAUGGAAGCCUCCCGAUGUAAAAAUGAUUUGAUGUACUAUCUCAUUCCAGAACUGCCGUUUAUGUUACUGUAGGCCUGUGCGGAGCUCUAGCAUACUGGUUUGUGGGCGACAAUUGUUGCAUCUCUUGUGUUCCUGUUUCGGGCCAUCUAGAUCGACAGGAAACUGUCUCAUAUGCAUAAACUUGACAGGAAACGAGCUAGUGUUGCGGUCAAUUUUGCUCCAGUCCAAAUGGCCCAGAGACAGUUUUGGAAUUUUAAGUUCCUUGUGGACUGUGUAAAUGAAAUCGUAGUAGAAUGAUGUGGAAGCAAUGACACAGGCUACUCGGUUAGUUUGCCUGUUUUUUAUACAAAAAA
Molecule: messenger RNA, 1334 nt
Organism: Sorghum bicolor (sorghum)
Lineage: Eukaryota; Viridiplantae; Streptophyta; Magnoliopsida; Poales; Poaceae
Exons: 8
Coding region: 159-953 (264 amino acids)
Biological process (GO): developmental process involved in reproduction
Source: RefSeq, a predicted model, not a curated record